CAAUGGCGAAGCAAACUGUGAACUAAAUGUCUCUGUUGUUGACAUCUGGUCGCUGUGUAAAUUUUAUUUCGAGCACAUACUCUUGUGAUAUCCUAGUUGUGAUUAAUUUCCAAAAAUUAUAAAAGCAACCUUUUAGAAUUUUACGUAUAGUGCUAUCAAAUAGAUGCAAAAAUAUAAUAAACAUCAUCGUGUGUGUUCAAUAAUACCGUGGCGAGCAAUCGACGCUUGUAACAAACAACUAUAAAACAAUAAAACAACAAUAUAAGAGCAAAAAGAACAACACAGAGGAACACACGCUUAUUGAAACCAAAUCACAUCGACACAAUACAAAUAAAUAUAUACAACACUACCCACACACACUAUUACAACCGCACACACAAAGCCACACACACAUAGAGGCGUACGUCUCACACCCAAACACACACACACACACAUCAACAACAUCACCAUCCUCAUCAUGGAGAUGAUAACGAUUGGCCAAAGCGUCAAAAUCAAACGCACCGAUGGUCGCGUCCAUGGCGCCGUUGUCUCCAAAUUGAAUUCAUCGGCUCGCUGCAUAACCGUCGAAUGGUACGAAAGGGGCGAGACCAAAGGCAAAGAGGUUGAACUGGAUGCCAUAAUUGCUCUCAAUCCGGAAUUGUCCACGCCCGACGCAGCGGUGGAGACGCAGCAUGCGGCUCCCGAGCCAAAGAAACAGGCAACAGCGCCCAUGAAUCUAUCACGUAAUCCCACACAAUCGACAAUUGGAGGUGGCGGAGGAGGUGGCGGAGGUGGUGGCGGAGUAAGUAGUGGUAUCAGUAGUGGAUUAGGCAGUUUAACAGCACGCAUGACCAUGACCGGUAAUCAGCUAAACAAAAUCAACGAGACAAGCGCCGGUGGCGGUGGCGGCGCGGGACCAACACAUUUGGGCCAAAGUCAAAGCUAUGGCAACAUGUCGGCAGCGAACGCUGGCGGUGCAACCAGCGGUGUGGCAACCACCGGCAUGCUGCGGCAACGCUAUGCACCACAGGUCAGCACCAAUGCACCACAGACACGCAUCGCUUCCGCGAGCGCCAACAAUGUCAACAACGAUCGUGCUGGCGGUGGCGGCGGAGGAGGAGGAGGAGUCAGCAGUGGCGGUGGCGUUGGUGGCACCUCUGUCAACUCCACACUGACAAACAACUCGACAAACAAUUCAAUAAAUCCAGCUGCGGCGGGCUCACGUCGUUCGCAUGCCCUCAAGGAGGUCGAACGUUUGAAGGAGAAUCGCGAGAAGCGACGCGCUCGCCAAGCCGAGAUGAAGGAGGAGAAGGUGGCGCUGAUGAAUCAGGAUCCCGGUAAUCCCAACUGGGAGACGGCGCAAAUGAUACGCGAAUAUCAGAAUACGUUGGAAUUUAUUCCGCUCAUCGAUGGCCAGAUGGUCGAUGAUCAUCAGAUCACCGUGUGCGUGCGCAAGCGUCCGCUCAGUCGCAAGGAGCUCAAUCGGAAGGAGAUCGAUGUGAUUUCGGUGCCACGCAAGGAUGUCCUCAUGGUCCAUGAACCGCGCACCAAAGUCGAUCUCACCAAAUUCCUGGAGAAUCACAAGUUCCGGUUCGAUUAUGCGUUCAACGACACUUGCGACAAUGCCGUCGUUUACAGAUACACAGCCAAGCCGCUGGUGAAGACCAUCUUUGAGGGCGGCAUGGCCACGUGCUUCGCCUAUGGCCAGACUGGAUCUGGCAAGACACACACCAUGGGCGGUGAGUUCAAGGGCAAGGUGCAGGACUGUAAGAAUGGCAUUUACGCCAUGGCGGCCAAGGAUGUGUUUGUCACAUUGAACGGUCCGCGCUAUCGUUCCCUCAAUCUGGUCGUUUCGGCCAGCUUCUUUGAGAUCUACAGCGGCAAGGUCUUUGAUCUGCUCGCCGAUAAGCAGAAGCUGCGCGUGCUCGAGGAUGGCAAGCAACAGGUGCAGGUCGUUGGCCUGACCGAGAAGGUCGUGGACAGCGUGGAGGAGGUGCUCAGUCUUAUCCAACACGGCAAUGCGGCACGCACAUCGGGCCAAACGUCGGCCAAUUCGAAUUCAUCGCGUUCGCAUGCCGUAUUCCAAAUUGUGCUACGCCCCAUGGGCAGCACCAAAAUCCAUGGCAAAUUCUCGUUCAUCGAUCUGGCGGGCAACGAACGCGGCGUGGACACAUCGUCAGCGGAUCGUCAGACACGCAUGGAAGGUGCUGAGAUCAAUAAAUCACUGUUGGCACUGAAGGAAUGCAUUCGUGCCCUUGGCAAGCAAUCGGCACAUUUGCCAUUCCGUGUAUCAAAGUUGACGCAAGUUCUGCGCGAUUCAUUCAUCGGGGAGAAGAGCAAGACGUGCAUGAUUGCCAUGAUAUCGCCGGGAUUAAGCAGUUGUGAGCAUACGUUGAAUACGCUACGCUAUGCGGAUCGUGUCAAGGAGCUGGUCGUCAAGGAUCUGGCCGAAAUUGGCGCUGGCGAUGCGGACCCCACUGAAACGAUUGAGGUGAUGGACGAUGACGAUGAGGGGGAGCUGGAUCAGCAACAGGGAGGCAUGGGCAUGGCCCAGCAUUCGUCGGCCAAUAUGCAUCAUAAUCAUCAUCAGGCGCUGCAGCGCGGUCACAACAAUAACAACAACAACAGCAAGAACGGAAACGCCGCCCACAUGGAUCUCGCCAUGCUGAGUUCGCUGAGCGAACACGAGAUGUCAGACGAACUGAUUGUGCAACAUCAGGCGAUUGAUGAUCUGCAGCAGACUGAGGAGAUGGUCGUCGAUUAUCAUCGUAAUGUGAACGCGACGCUGGAGAAUUUCCUAGCCGAAUCGAAGGAACUUUAUGAUUUAACAAACUAUGUGGACUACGAUCAGGAUGCGUAUUGCAAGAGGGGCGAAACGAUGUUCUCAACGCUCUUGGAUAUCGCCAUACAAUGUCGUGAUAUGAUGGCCGAAUAUCGCAACAAAUUGGCCAAGGAGGAGAUGUUGUCUUGCAAUUUUAAGCCACCAAAUAACAAGCGUUAGGCAAGUCCAAAACAAAAACAAAAGGCCCAACCGAUUAAAAUACAUAAAGCAACAAGAAAAAAAUAUAACACUAUUACAACAACAAAACAAUAACAAACGAAGGAUUAACAAGAGCAACAACAGCAAAAGUCCGGCUAUUUUCUUCUUUUUUCUCUCUUAUAAAUUUAAAAUUUAUGCCCAAUUUGUAAGCUCUUCCUUCCAAGUGCUUAAAAAGGGCAACUAGUUUUCUUUUAUCGACAUUUUCGUUAAAUUUCCAUAGUUUUAUUAGCCGGAAUUUGCAUGUUGUUGACAAGAGGUAAAAGAACCCACACACACACACAACUACACACACUUAACCACACUCACGUACACACUCACCAAUCAAAUCAAAAAAAGAAGAAAUCUUUUACCUCUCCAAUCACAAUUAGUAUGUAUUUUUUUUUAUAUAAUGUUUUGGAUCAUUUUUUGAAUUGCACCCAAUAAAAAUUUCAUGUUAUCAUUUUA
This is a messenger RNA of Drosophila nasuta, 3463 nucleotides long. RefSeq names its product kinesin-like protein 10A (gene Klp10A). Gene Ontology annotation, molecular function: microtubule motor activity; ATP binding; microtubule binding. Lineage: Eukaryota; Metazoa; Arthropoda; Insecta; Diptera; Drosophilidae. Gene Ontology annotation, cellular component: microtubule. The transcript has 5 exons. The coding region runs from base 458 to 2980 and encodes 840 amino acids. The record is from RefSeq and is a predicted model, not a curated record. Gene Ontology annotation, biological process: microtubule-based movement; microtubule depolymerization.